AUGGGAGACACACUAAUCGGCUUGAAGGGAAAAGAUUUCACCAUGCUUGCUGCUGAUACAACAGCCGCAUUUUCUAUAAUUUUAAUGAAAGACACUGAAGACAAAAUCACAGCAGUUCCAAACCAGAAUAUUUUGAUUGCCGCUCAAGGCGAGCAAGGUGAUCGUGUACAAUUUGUAGAGUUUAUUACAAAGAAUUUGAAUUUGUAUCGUCUUAGAAAUGAUACAAAUCUCUCCGUAAAGGCGAGUGCUCACUUUUUAAGACAAGAAUUGGCUAAAGCUUUACGUUCUGGACCUUACCAAACAAACAUUCUUAUUGGUGGUGUCGAUGAUAAUGAAGGGGCAAAGCCGGAAUUGUAUUUCAUUGAUUAUCUUUCGAGUCUUCAAGAAGUUAAAUACGGAGCUCAUGGUUAUGGAUCUUACUUUGUUUUAUCCGUUCUUGACAAGUAUUAUAAGGAUGAUAUGAAUGUCAAUGAAUGUUUAGACGUUUUAAGAAAGUGUGUGCAAGAGAUUCAAAAGAGACUGUUGUUGAACACACCUUCAUUCAUUGUCAAGAUUGUAGAUAAAUAUGGAUCAAGAGAGGUAGACUUAUAUGCUGACCAACCCAUUACUGAAAGUAUGCAAGAAUAA
Messenger RNA from Naegleria lovaniensis, 627 nucleotides. RefSeq lists its product as uncharacterized. Gene Ontology annotation, biological process: proteasomal protein catabolic process. Gene Ontology annotation, cellular component: nucleus; proteasome core complex, beta-subunit complex; cytosol. Bases 1 to 627 code for a protein of 208 amino acids. The record is from RefSeq and is a predicted model, not a curated record. The transcript has 2 exons. Lineage: Eukaryota; Heterolobosea; Eutetramitea; Acrasida; Naegleriidae. Gene Ontology annotation, molecular function: peptidase activity.